Messenger RNA from Populus trichocarpa (black cottonwood), 4978 nucleotides. RefSeq lists its product as uncharacterized. The transcript has 18 exons. The record is from RefSeq and is a predicted model, not a curated record. NCBI's taxonomy places the organism in Eukaryota, Viridiplantae, Streptophyta, Magnoliopsida, Malpighiales, Salicaceae. The coding region runs from base 286 to 3897 and encodes 1203 amino acids.
CAUACUCCAUACUGCUAAUAAGAUACAUCACCAACGAAUUUCCUUUCCAGAUUAUUAUUAAAAAUAAAUAAAUAAAUCCAACCCUUCCUUCUCUCUCCAAUUCCAUUCCCCAUCUCUCUUUUCCCCUCUCCAUUCACCCACCCACUCACUCACAGCAGAGACAAAUGCGGAGAUGACUACUUGACGAUGGCGGAAGAAUACUCGCUCUUUUUAAUUAUUAGUUUAAUUUAUAGCCUCUGUUGAUAGUUGCCCAGAGACUUGGUGCACCAAUCUCCGUCAAUUCCAAUGUCUUCAACGUUCAGUUCCUCACGAAAUAGUCCUGGUAGCGCCAGGCUACAGCUCCAGUUUGGUGCUGUUAGAUCUUCUUCUUUAAAGAAGCCGCCCGAGCCGCUCCGCCGUGCCGUGGCUGAUUGUUUAUCAUCCGCUGCUGUCGCCACCUUUCACCAUGGAAUUUCACCUGCCACCUCGACUGAUGCUUCUAGAACGCUUCUUGAUUAUCUGGCAGCCCCUGCAACUACUGAUCUGGCAUAUGGUGUCAUUCUGGAACAUACAAUUGCAGAGAGGGAGCGCAGUCCAGCAGUAGUUGGAAGAUGUGUGACACAUUUGAAGCGUUACCUUCUACGAUGUAUACCUAGUGAGGAGACAUUAUCUCAGAUUGAUCGGUUUUGCCUGAGCAUAAUUGCUGAGUGUGAUAUCAGCUUAAAACGAACAUCAUCAACUUGGUCUGGAUCUCUGAAUCAGCAAUCUGUUUCAUCAACAGCACCUGCAAAUUACUCGCCUUCCCCACCUGUAUAUAUUUAUGCUUCUGAAGCUCUUGUAAAGUCAUUAAAUUAUGUGCGUUCCCUUGUAGCCCAUCAUAUUCCAAAGCGACCUUUCCAACCAGCAGCUUUUACUGUAGCUCCCUCUGUGUCUAGACAGUCACUUCCAACUCAGCCAUCUUUGUUUAGUAGAUCUUUUAAUUACCAAUUAAGCCCUUCAAGUGGCGCAGAAUCUUCAGAGAAGAAUGACCCUACUACUUUACCUGCUUCAAACUUAUCAAAUGUUGAAAAUGAUGAGGUGGCCGAGGAUCUUGAUUACAUUGCAGAUGAUGUUUUGAAGUGGCGUUGGGUUGGGCGACCAUUUCUAUCAACUGAGAGUGAUCGUCCUGUGGAUCUCCAUGAUGUGAGUGUAUGCAAAUUCCUAGAAUUAGGUGCUGCAGCUCUACUUGUAGGAGACAUGGAAGAUAAAACGAAGGGCCAGCCUUGGAAAUAUUUUGGAACAGCCGAUUUGCCUUACCUUGAGCAACUGCUGCAGCCUUCAUCAGUCACAACAAUUACCAAUUCAGCCUCAGCUCGUCGCCACUUGAGAACAAUAACAUCAUCUAAGCGGAGUAAAGCAGGACCUCACCAAAUCUGGGAGGAUUCUCCUGCGAGCACGUUUCGCCCACGUGCGCGACAGCUCUUCCAGUAUCGUCACUACAGUGGACAGCAACCUUUGCGAUUAAACCCUGCUGAGGUAUGCGAGGUUAUUGCUGCAGUUAGCUCAGAGACAUAUUCUGCUAGUGCCAAUCAUUUGACUGUAUCUAGAUUAAAUAAUAACAGCGGAAAGCCAUCAAUGGAUGUGGCUGUGAGUGUUCUUAUUAAACUUGUCAUUGACAUGUAUGUUAUGGACUCCGGGACAGCUGCUCCUCUCGCUCUGUCCAUGCUUGAGGAAAUGCUUAAUUCUUCAAAAGCUGCUUGUAGGGUCCGUGCCUUUGAUUUAAUUCUGAACCUCGGGGUUCAUGCUCAUUUGUUGGAACCUGUGUUGAUCAAUGAUGCUUCUACCAUUGAAGAAGAGUAUUCACAAGAAUCAUGUUCUGACUGUGAAGAACAACUUCCAACACAGGGGAACCAAAAGGCAGAUUCUGUUAAUAAGUUGGGAACUUCAUCAGCAAUUAAUAACUUUGAAUCGUGGAUUUUAAAUAUUUUAUAUGAGAUACUUCUUCUUCUUGUCCAGACAGAGGAGAAGGAAGAAUCUGUUUGGGCUUCUGCUUUAAGCUGUUUACUUUAUUUUGUCUGUGAUAGAGGCAAAAUCUUGAGAAACCGAUUAGAAGGCCUUGACAUAAGGGUGAUUAAAGCCCUAAUAGAGACUAGCAGAAAGAAUUCUUGGGCAGAAUUGGUUCAUAGUAAGCUCGUUUGCAUGUUAACGAAUAUGUUUUAUCAAGUUUCUGAUGGGUCUAUGAUGACUGUCGCAAUGAACCCAGUGUUUCUCAUAGACGAGCUUGACCUGAUUGGGGGAAUUGAAUUUAUUUUCCAUGAGUAUUCUCUUGCUAACUUAAGAGAAGAGAGGAGAAAUCUGUACUUGAUUCUUUUUGACUAUGUGUUGCAUCAAAUAAAUGAAGCAUGCGUAGCAGCUGGGGAAUCUGAAUUUAGUGAUGAUGAGAUUCAGUCUAUUGCAACUCUCCUCACUCUUGCGAAUGCACCUGAAGCCUUUUACAUUUCUGUUAAGCUGGGUUUGGAAGGCAUUGGGGAGCUUCUGAGAAGAUCAAUUUCUGGUGCACUAUCUAGAUAUCCCAACAAUGAACGACUCAAUAUGCUCUUGGAGAAUGUAACAGAGAAAUUUAAUGCAAUAAUUAGUUCCUUUACUCAUUUGGACAAAGAGUUCUCUCAUCUGAUUGAAACAACCCAAUCUUACAAGUUUCUGGAAAGUGUAGAGAGUGCAGUUCCAAGAAAUGGUGUCGGCGUGAAAGCAAAACUGUCAUGGGCCACUUUGCAUUCUCUUCUUCACUCAGAAAGGAUUGCUUACCGUCAGAAUGGCUAUACCUGGUUGGGUGAUUUGCUUAUUGCCGAGAUUACUGAGGGAAGGGAUGUGAAUGUAUGGUCAAAUGUUAAAGAAUUGCAGCGAAAAAUUGCCUAUGCUGGUGUACAUGAUUCUUCUGUUUCUUCAGAUGUUCCUUUAUCAAUUUGGCUUUUGUGCGGGCUUUUGAAGUCUAAACAUAAUAUCAUCAGAUGGGGCUUCUUGUUUGUUCUAGAGAGACUUCUCAUGCGAUGCAAAUUUUUGUUAGACAAGAAUGAAAUGCAACACCCAAGGAGCAGUAAUGCCAGUCAUGAGCAUGCAGAUAGCAGACUCGAGAAAGCAAAUGCUGUGAUAGAUAUUAUGAGCAGUGCUCUAUCCUUAGUGGCUCAAAUAAAUGAAACAGAUCGUAUCAACAUUUUGAAGAUGUGUGACAUAUUGUUCUCUCAAUUGUGCCUGAAAGUUCUCCCUGCAACUGCAAUCCCAAAUGGUGAAGGAAUGCAAAAAAGUAAAGUUUGUGGUGGAGCGGAUGAAAAUAAGAAAAAUGAUACAAGUGAUCGCACCUCUCAACUAAAUGACUUCCACUGGAAUGAAUUCUUGGAAGAAGCUGAUAGCAGAUCCAGAUCUAGCUACAGCAUCAAUAGUUCUCUGAUAUGCAAGACAGCAUCAAUGGCAGCAAUGCUUCUCCAAGGACAGGCUAUUGUUCCUAUGCAAUUAGUUGCACGUGUUCCUGCUGCAUUGUUUUAUUGGCCACUUAUUCAACUAGCUGGUGCAGCAACAGACAAUAUUGCUUUGGGGGUUGCUGUUGUAAGCAAAGGAAGAGGAAAUCUUCCUGGUGCAGCAUCGGAUAUCAGGGCAACUCUUCUAUUGCUUCUAAUCGGUAAAUGCACAGCAGAUCCUUCUGCUUUCCAGGAAGUUGGCGGAGAAGAGUUUUUUAGGGAACUUCUAGAUGAUACAGAUUCAAGGGUAGCGUAUUACUCUUCAGCUUUUCUUUUAAAGAGAAUGAUGACAGAAAAACCUGAUGAGUACAAGCACAUGCUGCAGAAUCUCAUCUUUAAAGCACAGCAGAGCAACAAUGAGAAGCUGUUGGAAAAUCCAUACCUUCAGGUGCGCGGCCUGCUUCAACUCUCAAAUGAUGGCUUGUAAUAUAGUGACUCUCAUAGACACUGCAAUGCUGUGUAGUUUGAAGUUCUUUACUCUUGUCAAACGUGAUCUUUCACUCACCCGGGGACAUUUGACAAGGUCUUGAAGGUCCAUAAUCGGAUCAUGCCUGGUCUUUUGCAAUAACACAGGUUGGUAUCUGUUAUAUGGAAAUACUUCAACCGGGCAAAAUAUUUGAUUAAAGUGGAGUAAAAGGUUCCAGACCUCCUCCCCGACAUACCAAUGAAAUAAAGGCUCAGGUUAACAGUGAAAUAAGAAAUAAAGGCUCAGGACACGAGGCGAAAGCUGAGAAAUCACUGUGGACCUUAUAUGGUCCAAGAUCAACUGCGUCUUCAAUUGUUGCACCAAUUCUCCUAAGAUGGAUAUGCAUUGAACAGACUGAAGGAUUUUUUGAUUGGUGUACCAAGUUGAAAUAUAUGCAGCAAGCACUAAAAGAUUGGCCAGAGUAAAAGAUGUUCAGGAACUUUUGGAGCAACCCUGUUCAAUGAUUCCAGUCAUUGGUUUUUUUGCCACUAAAAUCUAACAGAGUUCAGAGGUUUAAAAUGUUAUCAGUAAUUGUGUGCAUAAUAUUUAGAGAAGGCUUUCAGGCAGCUUCAAAUCAAGUCUAAUUUCCUCAUUGUACAGAAUCAGGAUUCCUCUGGGCCGUUUUUUUUUUUGGUACCCGAGGCAGUAUUAAAAAUACAGGCUUCUUUUUUUAAACAGCCAACAUUCUUAAUAAAAACCUCCGAGUUCGUUUUUAACUCAUAAGAGGUUUAUCAAUUUUGUUGUGAAGAGACGCCCUGCAUUAUGCAUGCUCAGUGACCAGGACCUGAAGGUGCUAGCUGGCCUGGAUCACAAAGCUCUCCAGCUGCAUUGUUUAGGAAAUGUUGUGAUUUGGACCGUCUCCAGAGUGGGUUUCUUUACCUGUGUUAUUGAUUUUUUUAUGUUGUAAAUAUGUAAUUUUUCUCUUUAUGGCGCGCCGCCUCCAACUUGGUGUGAUCCUUGUAUAAUGGCUUUUGUGAAAUGUUCCUUUACUGAGUCUAUGGUGUGCGAGUUAAUUUAAAUAGAAAGUCCCAGUUCUCGGCUC